AUGAAUAGAAUACCUCGUUCAAUCAAAGUAGUCGGUGGAUUAGUUGGUGUUACUUUAGGGGGGAUUUAUGCUAUUGAUGCUAGAUCAAGUAUUCAUGAAUAUGUUUUAUGUCCAUUGAUAAGACAUUUCACUGAUGCUGAAGAUGGUCAUAAAUUAGGUAUAACAUUUAUGAAAUAUGGAUUAUCACCAAGAUUAAUGGAUAACAAAAACCCCGAAAACUUGAAAGUCGAUGUUUUUGGAACUACUUUGAAUAAUCCUAUUGGUUUAGCUGCUGGAUUAGAUAAAGAUGGUGAAGCUAUUGAAUCAUUGUUUAAUUGUGGAUUUCAAUAUGUUGAAAUUGGUUCAAUUACUCCUGAACCUCAACCAGGUAAUCCAAAACCCAGAUUCUUCAGAUUACCAAAAGAUGAUGCUGUUAUCAAUAGAUAUGGUUUCAACUCCUCUGGACAUUUUGCUGUUAUUGCCAAUUUGAAAUUAAGAUUAAGUAAAUACUUCACCUCCCAACAUGAUAAUUUUGCUUUGAGAGAUGGAAGAUUAUUAGGGAUUAAUUUAGGUAAAAAUAAAACCGGUGAUGAAGUUGAGGAUUAUGUUAAAGGUGUUCAAAGAUUAGGUCCUUAUGCUGAUGUAUUGGUUAUUAAUGUAUCAUCACCAAAUACCCCUGGAUUAAGAGAUUUACAAAGUGAAGAAAAAUUAACUAACUUAUUAACUACUGUUGUUAAGGAAAGGGAUAUUUUAGGAGUUAAUAAUUUAAAUAAGAAACCUCCAAUUUUAGUUAAAAUUGCUCCUGAUUUAACUGAACCUGAAAUCGAGUCAAUUGCCCAAUCUGCCAAACAAAGUAAAAUUGAUGGAAUUAUCGUUUCGAAUACUACAAUUCAAAGACCUUCUUUAAGAUCUAAAAAUGAUUUAGUUAAUCAAACUGGUGGAUUAUCAGGAACUCCAAUUAAACCUUUUGCUUUGAAAGCUUUAAGAUCUUUAAGAAAAUUUACUAAAGAUUCAAAUAUUGUUUUAAUUGGUUGUGGUGGUAUUUCUUCAGGUAAAGAUGCUUUAGAAUUUGGUAAAGCUGGGGCUACUUUUGUUCAAUUAUAUACUGCUUUUGCUUAUAAAGGACCAGGUUUACCUGCUAAGAUCAGGGAUGAAUUGAGUGAUUUAUUGACCAAAGAAGGUAAGAAUUGGAAGGAUAUCAUUGGAACGGAUGUUUAG
This is a messenger RNA of Yamadazyma jaroonii, 1197 nucleotides long. NCBI's taxonomy places the organism in Eukaryota, Fungi, Ascomycota, Pichiomycetes, Serinales, Debaryomycetaceae. The record is from the annotation of a GenBank genome assembly.